AAUUUAUUGACAAGUUGAAAAUCCUUUUCUUGUGGUUCCUUUCUGCCUUCUCACAUGAAAUGAAACUGAAUGUAGCUAGCUAAGGACUGACUGUGGUUGCCGGUCUGCAGAAAUGAAUACCAGAAAAAGCUCAUGGUUCUUUAUUUUUGCUGUGUUAAUCUUAUUUUUAUCAAAAACUCAUCCUGUUAUUGCUGUUGAUACAAUCUCUGUAGGUCAAUCCAUUACUGCAAAACAAACAAUCAUAUCCAAAGGCGGCGUCUUUGAAUUCGGUUUUUUCUCACCGGGUAAGUCUCAGAAUUAUUACAUAGGUAUCUGGUACAAAAAACCCACAGUUGAAAAAAGUGCAGUAGUUUGGGUGGCAAAUAGAGAUAAACCCAUCCUUGAUCCAGCUGUUGCAGAGUUCAAAUUAAUAGAGAAUGCUAAUUUAGUACUUUUUAGUGAAUCCAAAAUCCAAAUUUGGUCUACAAACACAACCUCAAACAACUCGAAAUCCUAUGAAGCUGUUCUUGGGGAUGAUGGAGAUCUCGUGUUAAGAGACAGCUCGAAUUCAGCUGUGGCGAUCUGGCGGAGUUUCGACAAUCCAACCAAUGUAUGGUUACCCGGGGGAAAACUUGGAUUAAAAAAACGUAUCAACAGAACACAGACGCUUACUUCGUGGAAAAACUUAGAGGAUCCAGCUCCCGGGAUCUUCACACUAGAACUAGACCCAAGUGGGAUCAGCCAGUAUGUGAUAAAGUGGAAUCGCACCAAAACAUACUGGAGUAGUGGGACAUGGAAUGGGGAGUACUUCAGCUUAGUUCCUGAAAUGCGAGUAAAAAGUAAUUUCUUUACCUUCGACUACAUCGAUAAUGAUGAUGAGAGCUAUUUCACUUAUGAUGUUGUUAACAAAGCAUUAAAUUUUCGAUUCGAGAUGGGUAUGUCUGGGCAACUCAAGCAGUAUCUUUGGUCUGAAGAUACCCAGGAGUGGAAUUUGUUCUGGGCUCGACCUUCUCGACAAUGUGGGGUUUAUGGUAUCUGUGGCGCUUUUGGGAUCUGCAACCAGAAUUCCACACGACUUUGUACUUGUAUGCAAGGGUUUAAAGAACGUUUUCCAGAAGAUCGGAAUCUCAAUGAUUCAACUGGCGGGUGCAAGAGGAAAACAAGUUUAAAGUGUGGGGACCAAGCUUUUUAUUCACUGAUGCGCAACAUGGAAUUACCUGCAAAUGUCCAGUCUUUGGAAGUCGAGAACUUCGAAGAAUGCAAAUCAGCUUGCUCGAGUACAUGUUUUUGCAAGGCUUAUGCAUAUGCGAGUGACGGGUGCUCAUUGUGGGACGGUGACUUAUUAAAUGUUCAACAACUCUCACCUGGUGAAACUGGUGGACGAGAUUUUUAUCUCAGACUUGAUCCAUCUGAUAUCCUCUCCACUUCUGAAGGACCAGCCAAUGGCACCAGCAAGAAGAAUAAAGGGGCAGAGCUGAUGACAAUCAUUAUCUCAGUUUGUACGGCUAUGCUUGUCCUUGGUCUCAUCAUCUACUUUGCCAUUUGGAGGAGGAAGACCAAAAAAGAAGGUAAGAAUGAGGAAAUCCAUACACAAGAAGACCUUGAACUGCCUUUAAUAGACCUGACUACCAUUGAAACUGCUACAAACUACUUUUCUCAGCAAAAUAAAAUUGGAGAAGGUGGUUUUGGUCCUGUAUACAAGGGUUGUCUAGCAGAAGGACAACAAAUAGCUGUGAAAAGACUUUGUAAGGAAUCUGGUCAAGGACUGAAUGAGUUCAAGAAUGAGAUCAUUUUGAUUGCUAAACUUCAGCAUCGAAACCUUGUUAAGCUCUUAGGGUGCUGUAUUCAUGGAGAUGAAAGAUUGUUGGUCUAUGAGUACAUGCCGAAUGGAAGCCUGGACUAUUUCAUAUUUGAUGAAAAGCGAAGCACAUUACUCGACUGGAACAAACGAAUGAACAUUAUUAUGGGAAUUGCAAGAGGACUUCUUUAUCUUCACCAAGAUUCUCGAUUGAGAAUUAUUCACAGGGAUCUCAAAACCAGCAAUAUUCUACUAGACAUUGACAUGAACCCAAAAAUUUCAGACUUUGGGAUGGCCAGGCUUUUUGGAGGAGAUCAAACUGAAGGAAUGACUAGGAGAGUAGUUGGAACAUAUGGUUAUAUGUCUCCAGAAUAUGCGAUAGACGGGCACUUCUCUGUGAAAUCCGAUGUCUUCAGCUAUGGAGUCUUAGUCUUAGAGAUGAUUAGUGGAAAGAAGAACAGAGGGUUUUCCAAUGACAGCCACCAACUUAACCUUCUUGGACACGCAUGGAUGUUAUGGAAUGAAGGCAAAGCUUUAGAGAUAAUAGACCCAUGUUUGGGGGAUGCACUCUCCGUAUCUGCUGAAGCACUAAGAUGUAUUCAGGUGGGUCUGUUAUGCGUUCAACAGCUACCAGAUGAUAGGCCGACUAUGUCAGCUGUUGUUUUUAUGUUGGGGAGUGAAAAUGUUGUAUUACCGGAACCUAAAGAACCAGGUUUUUUCAUAGGAAGAAACCCCACUGAUACAAGUAGUAGUAGAGAAAGAAAUAGUGAAAAUCAAGUAACAAUUUCAUUAGUAGAACCUAGGUAGAUAGAAUGGAUUGUAACUGUUUCUGUUGGUAUAAUGGAAAAACAGAACAAGCUUGCCAUCUUCUUUACCUUC
Messenger RNA from Papaver somniferum (opium poppy), 2656 nucleotides. RefSeq names its product G-type lectin S-receptor-like serine/threonine-protein kinase At4g27290. NCBI's taxonomy places the organism in Eukaryota, Viridiplantae, Streptophyta, Magnoliopsida, Ranunculales, Papaveraceae. The transcript has 7 exons. The coding region runs from base 113 to 2584 and encodes 823 amino acids. Gene Ontology annotation, molecular function: ATP binding; protein serine/threonine kinase activity. Gene Ontology annotation, biological process: protein phosphorylation; recognition of pollen. The record is from RefSeq and is a predicted model, not a curated record.